UUCUCGUUUAAUUAUUAAUUUAAAAGCACAUAUAAUAGACUGAAGUUUUCCUUGAAUCAAAUUAAAUUAAUUUUUUUAAAAAAAAAUAUGGAACAACCAAUUAACCAUAAACAUAAAAUUGACAUUUUAUUAUCAAACAAUACAGUUUUAAUUCAACCAGCAAAAACCAGCAGUGUUAAAUCAAAAUACAAAAAAAAGAAAUGUAACGAAUGCAAUAAAAGAAGAAAACCUUUAGAUGAAAGUCACCAGAUAUGCCAUGUUUGUUACAAAAUAAAGAAGGUAUAUAAGUACGGUCCCAGCGGGAACAAUACUAUUGAUGACUUUAUUAGGAAUACGCAAGUCAAUCUUGUUAAAAAAAAUGGUAAAAUGGAGUUUGUUCCUUAUGAUCAAUUCAAAAAUAUAGAAUUUAUUGCUGAAGGAGGUUUUAGUAAAAUAUAUAAGGCUACUUGGAUUGAUGGCCCAGUUAUUAAUUAUAGCAACACAAGAAAUAUUCGUCAAGAAAAUUACACAGUCGUUCUCAAAAAGCUCAAUAAUUCUAAUAACAUCACAUCUAAGGAGCUGAACGAGGUAUAUAGUAUACGUAUUACUUAUCUCCUGGCUAAUUAGGAAUAAGUAAAAUUUUACUAGGAUUGGAUAAAUGAUCGGCCGAAGGCCGAUCAUGUUCCGAUUCUAAGUAAAAUUUUACUAUUCCAAUUAGCCAGGAGAUAAUUGAUUUAUCCCCUGCCAUUUACACAAUAGUAAGUGUUUUAUAGUAUAUUGUGAGUAUAAUAUAGUAUAUUUUAUUGUUGAAUUUACGCUUGGUUUUGUUUCAUUUUAAAAAUUUU
Molecule: messenger RNA, 824 nt
Organism: Rhizophagus irregularis DAOM 181602=DAOM 197198
Lineage: Eukaryota; Fungi; Glomeromycota; Glomeromycetes; Glomerales; Glomeraceae
Source: RefSeq, a predicted model, not a curated record